AUGGCCCCAUCCAACAGCAGCUUCCCCGAUAGCUUUAUCCUGAGGGGAGUGUCUGGCCACCCUGAGCUGGAAAUGGUCUUUUUCAUCGUCAUCCUCUUCUCCUACAUGCUAACCUUGGUCGGGAACUUGACCAUCAUCCUGGUCUCCCGCCUAGAUUCCCGGCUGCAUACUCCCAUGUAUUUCUUCCUCAGCAACCUCUCCUCCCUGGACCUGGCCUUUACGACCAGCUCUGUCCCCCAAAUGCUGGUCAACCUAGCAGGGCCAGACAAGACCAUCAGCUAUGGUGGCUGUGUGACCCAGCUUUAUGUCUUCCUCUGGCUCGGGGCCACUGAGUGCAUCCUGCUGGUAGUGAUGUCUUUCGACCGCUAUGUGGCUGUUUGCCGUCCCUUGCACUACACCACCAUCAUGAACCCUCGACUCUGCUGGCUGCUGGCCAUUGUAGCCUGGGCGGGUGGACUGGGAAACUCCCUGAUUCAGUCCACGUUCACGCUGCAGCUCCCCCUGUGUGGGCACCGGAUGGUGGACAACUUCCUGUGUGAGGUGCCUGCCAUGAUCAAACUGGCCUGUGGGGACACCAGUCUCAAUGAAGCUGUGCUCAAUGGUGUCUGCACCUUCUUCACUGCUGUCCCACUCAGCAUCAUCCUGGUCUCCUACUGCUACAUUGCGAGGGCAGUGCUGAAGAUUGGCUCAGCCGAGGGCCGAAAGAAGGCCUUCAACACCUGCCUCUCACACCUUCUGGUGGUCUUCCUCUUUUAUGGUUCAGCCAUCUAUGGCUAUCUGCUUCCUGCCAAGAGCAGCAACCAGGACCAGGGAAAAUUCAUUUCCCUCUUCUACUCUGUAGUCACACCCAUGGUCAACCCCCUCAUCUACACUCUGAGGAACAAGGAGGUGAAGGGGGCUCUGAGGAGACUGCUGGGGAAGGGGAGGGAAGUGAGCUGA
Messenger RNA from Suncus etruscus (white-toothed pygmy shrew), 939 nucleotides. RefSeq names its product olfactory receptor 15. The record is from RefSeq and is a predicted model, not a curated record. Gene Ontology annotation, molecular function: olfactory receptor activity; G protein-coupled receptor activity. Gene Ontology annotation, biological process: G protein-coupled receptor signaling pathway. The coding region runs from base 1 to 939 and encodes 312 amino acids. NCBI's taxonomy places the organism in Eukaryota, Metazoa, Chordata, Mammalia, Eulipotyphla, Soricidae. Gene Ontology annotation, cellular component: membrane. The transcript has a single exon.